Messenger RNA from Lingula anatina, 1994 nucleotides. RefSeq names its product beta-1,4-mannosyl-glycoprotein 4-beta-N-acetylglucosaminyltransferase. The record is from RefSeq and is a predicted model, not a curated record. Gene Ontology annotation, molecular function: beta-1,4-mannosylglycoprotein 4-beta-N-acetylglucosaminyltransferase activity. Gene Ontology annotation, cellular component: membrane. Gene Ontology annotation, biological process: N-acetylglucosamine metabolic process. Lineage: Eukaryota; Metazoa; Brachiopoda; Lingulata; Lingulida; Lingulidae.
GGGGUGUAAGAAUGCAUUGUCCAAGUACAAGGAUAGCACCUCUCACAGCCCUGUGCUCCAGGUUUGGAAAAUUGGAAAUGGGACUUUUGUGCCUCACUUGGCUGAGCAAUAUAUUGUUACCAUGCCCCUAGACAUUUUCCUUUGAUAAUGGGAUUAGGAGCACCAACCAUUAUUGAUGCAGGCUCAAUGAGGGUUUAUGGCUGAGAUUACAGAUGUAGUAUAGAGCUGGGAUAUGGAGCACAUUCAUGGUGUUGUACAAUAUUCGGAGGAUGUCUGAAAUGGCUGAAGCCAUGAGCCACCCCUCCAAGAUCUUCAACAGUAAACAAUGCAUCAAGGGUGUUAUCAUAGCAGUGGUGCUGAUGCAGUUAUGUGGGAUGAGCUAUUAUCUUGUCUUCACACUGGGAAAACAGAGACAAAAGAAUGCAUCACAUGUACAAGAUUCUAAUGGUGAUCCACACGUGUAUAAUGUCAAGGUCCUUGAGGAAGUUUUGCAUCCAGGCGGGGAUUCCAAUUUCAAAAUUGAAGGCAAGAAGGUAGCUAAAGUUAUAGGAAAUCUGAGUAAAAAACAGCAAGAUUUUUUUCCAAAAAUCAAAAGUAACAUUUCAGUAUAUACAACACAGUCACAGAGAGUGAAAUUCUCAGAAACACUGCAAAAACAGAAGAGUUUUAAAAAAUUCAACAAAUAUAUAUCGCAAAAAGUGAUUCUUGGUGAAGAUAAAAAAUCAUAUUUCCACAUAGUUGGUACAAAACGUUGUUUUAAGGAAGGGACAAAAAGUUUUACUAACCAAGGAUUAUGUACUUGUUUACCUAACUGGUAUGGCCCACAAUGCAGCAUUCCCGCCUGUGUACACUUCGCUGAUUAUCCACCACGAACACUUCAUGUCAGAAAAAAUCCAAGACGUAUCAUUCAUGCUUUCCCUUUUAAUCAUGAGUUUGAAGCAUUAACGACUCUUCUUCAUGAAGUCGGAGAUGUUGUAGAUCAAUUCAUCAUCGUGGAAUCAAACUACAGUGCAUAUGGAGACAAGAAACAGUUACGACUGCUGAAAGCAUUAAACUCUGGAUUUGGUGCAGAGUAUCAUUCCAAAAUUUUAUACAUAUUUUUAGACCAUUUUCCAGAAGGAGGACGUAAAGAUGGUUGGAUUGCUGAUGCUUACAUUCGAGCUUACUGUGGAAAGAAAGGAUUAAAACACAUUGGGGAUUUAAGACCAGACGACAUUAUGAUUAUAACGGAUGCUGAUGAACUACCAUCACGAGACCUUAUGCUCUUUCUAAAAUGGCACAAUGGCUUCCCAGAGCCUUUUGGAAUAAAAUUCCGCUGGUCGGUGUAUGGGUACUAUUGGAAAAUGCCAGAAAUUUCAAGGAUAAUGGUUGGCUGCUCAAUGUUUAUUUUCAAAUACGUCUUUCAAUAUGACACAAGUGCUCUACGUAAAGCAGUGGAAGGCACAUACUUACUUGAUAAACCCUCUUUGCGCUGGUUAGCUGAUAACGUGACUACAGAGCCUUGGUUUUUUGGUUCCCACAACCACCUGGGGGGCUGGCAUUGCUCUUGGUGUUUCAAACCAAAAGGAAUUGCGACAAAACUGACCUCAGCUCAAAAUGGAGAUUACCCGCGCUGGGGUGACUUCCCAGAGAAGCAGAACCUUACCUAUAUUGCAAACCUGAUUAAGACGGGUACCUGGUUUGACGGCAAUACUUUAGGAGAGGGAGGUGUUGUUUAUGAAACACCUAAAACGGAUCCAUUCUUUGCUCCAUCUUAUUUGCUUAAGAAUCCUGACAAAUUCAAAUACCUAUUAAAAAAUCCAUAUAGAAAACUACAAAAUAGAUACAACCAGGAUUAGAGUUUUCUUUUUUGAAACAUGGACAUUAUGUCCAUGUUUGAAAUUAGAAAUAGUGGUAAUAUAUUCAGUGCUUAUUGAAAUUAUUGUAUGAGAGGCAAUGAUUAAUCAAACUGAAUUAAUUAAUUUUAGAAGUUGAAUGUGUAGAGGUUAGUGAUA